Molecule: messenger RNA, 2073 nt
Organism: Volvox carteri f. nagariensis
Lineage: Eukaryota; Viridiplantae; Chlorophyta; Chlorophyceae; Chlamydomonadales; Volvocaceae
Exons: 7
Coding region: 1-2073 (690 amino acids)
Cellular component (GO): nucleus
Molecular function (GO): DNA binding
Source: RefSeq, a predicted model, not a curated record
AUGAAAAGACUACACCCUACUUCUAGGCCGCUCAAGCAGACCAAGUUGACCUUCCUGCUACCCAGAUUAGCUCCUGAUGCACCUCCUGAGCAGUGGGCAGGUGUGGCGCCUGUUGCUUUGGCCACAGAGGUCGUUGACUCGCAACACGAUCGUGAGCAAGCGCUUCUUGAGGCUGCCAUUGAGACUGCAGCUCAGACCGGUAACGACAGGAUUGAUGAGCAGCUGAAUUUGACGAGGAGGCCCAUCGGACGGCCAGCAACCACAUCAAGGAAGCUGCCGUUGCUAGCGGUCCUUGAAGCAUUGACCACGCUUGGACUCUCCCACAACGAAAUCAAGUUGCUGGUUGUGCAGACCGUGUUCCGCUGUGGCGAUCAGGUCCAAACCGCGAUCAACCAACUCCACGCACAGCAGCCGCAGCUCUUCCAUCAGGGGUGCGAGCUCAAGCACCAGACAGUAACGGACUGGUACCGCAGCUGGAUAGCGUCCAACAAGACCAAGUUCACGACAGCGGCGCCUAAGUCCAAGCCCAAGCACCCUGUGGAGAUUCCGCCCCAGGUCAACUCGGCGACCCUGCGGCCGUACAUAAUUGGGGGGCUAAAGAGGGCGGGUUAUGCCAGCAUUCUGGCUGAUCACCCAGUGGCCUACCUGACAUGGAAACACAAGAUCCCGCCCGAGCUCGUCAUCAAUGGCGACCAGACUGGCUGUAAUCUUUUCCCCUACAGCCGUGAGACCUAUGCUAGGACAGGUACUAAGCACGUUCGUGGCCUGGGCCUCGAGGAGAAGCGGCAGAUCACCGUGAUGGUGGCCUGCUCGGCCAGCGGGGACAUGCUUCCACCGAAAGUCAUCUUCCAGGGGAGCACACAGCGCUGCCUGCCUCCAGUGGAGACAUGCAAGGCUAUGGAGGCGGAAGGCUGGCUCUUCACCUACUCGGACAACCACUGGGCCAACGAGGAGACCAUGAAGCAGUGGGUUCGGAGCAUCGUGAAGCCCUACGUGGCGCGCGUCAAGGCGGACCUCAAACUGCCGGAGGACCACCCCUGGCUCAUCCUGCUUGAUUGCUGGAACGUCCACCUCCUUGAGUCGUUCCAGGCGUACAUCAAGGAGCAGUGUCCCGGCGCCAUCGUCAAGUACAUCCCGGCCGGCUGCACGUCCAAGGCUCAGCCAUGCGACGUGGGCAUUCAAAAGCCGUUCAAGGAUGGCACACGCGAGGCUGCCAUGGUUGCCGUCCAGGACAAGGUCCGUCGCCAGUUCAAUGCUGGCAUCGCCCCCAUGGAUGUCCGCCUCAACCUCGGGACUUCCUUCCUGAAGCCCCUCUUGCCUGCCCUGCUGUACACGGGAUGGUGCAAGCUAAAGGACAACCCAGACAUGGUGCGGGCUGCCUUCCGUGCCGCGGGUCUGCUUGCUGCUUUCGAGCAGGCAACCCGUGACGAGGCGCUGCGCCUAAAGGAGGAAGGAGAGCACCUGCUCUUCCCACGUGCUGCAAGUGAGCGGCAGGCACAGGCGGAGGCGACGGCUGCAGCAGCUGGCAUCAGCGCCGACCUGACACCACAGCCGACCCCAGGCCAUCUGGUUCUUGAUGACGACGAGGAGGACGACUACUUCGAAGAGCUCAAGGCCCAGAUGAAGGAGCUGCAGCAGCAGCACGAGCAUCAAUCUCUUGAGGAGGUGCAGCGGCUGCAAGCGGAAGCUGAGGCCAUCCCUGAGGAGACCAUGGACGAUGAGGAGACCCCAGUCGUUCAACGUGGAAGGGGCCGUGGUCGGGGCCGAGGGCGUGGUGGGGCCGGCAGGGGCCGCGGAAGGGGCAGGGGGCGGGGUCGCGGGCGCGGGCGUGGGCAAGCAUCUGCCAUGGAGGCACCGACGGAAGAGGGUGGGGAGGCGGAAGAUGAGGAGGGUGAUGGCAUGGAGUCCGAGGAGGAGGAUGGAGUGCCUCCUUCCGAGAGUGAGGGGGAGGAGGACGAAGAGGAAAAUGAUGAUGAGAAGGAGGAGGAAGUUGAGCAGCUGAUUGUGGCACGGCAGGCCAUGCGGUCUCGGGGCAAGCGCCAGAUUAAGAUCCCCAACCGCAUGAAUGUGUGA